Castor canadensis (American beaver) is the source of this 2355-nucleotide messenger RNA. It is a transcript of the gene Pnp, whose product is annotated as purine nucleoside phosphorylase. Lineage: Eukaryota; Metazoa; Chordata; Mammalia; Rodentia; Castoridae. Gene Ontology annotation, cellular component: cytoplasm. Gene Ontology annotation, biological process: nucleoside metabolic process. The record is from RefSeq and is a predicted model, not a curated record. Gene Ontology annotation, molecular function: purine-nucleoside phosphorylase activity.
UGCUCCUGGAGGUGGGGGGAGAGGGUCCAGCUGCAGGAAGAACUCUGAUUAGUUUUACAGCCUAACCUGGGGCAACCGAAUCAGGGAGCGUCACCAUGGAGACGGGGCCGGCCUGCGAGCCGAGCUGCCAUUGGCUGGCGGCCGGCCGGCUGGGGAUAUAAGGCAGCGCCCGGCGCGCCCCGCUCUAACCGUGUGGACCAGCCCAGCCCGCGCCGCGCAGCUGCCCGAGCCGAGCCGAGCCACCAUGGAGAACCGAUUCACAUAUGAAGAUUAUGAGAACACUGCAGAAUGGCUUCUGACUCACACUAAGCACCGACCUCACGUGGCAGUGAUCUGCGGUUCUGGCUUAGGAGGUCUGACAGAUAGAUUAACUGAGGCCCAGAUCUUUGACUACAGUGAGAUACCCAACUUUUCCCAAAGCACAGUGCCAGGCCAUGCUGGUCAGCUAGUGUUUGGGGUCCUGAAUGGCGUAACCUGUGUGAUGAUGAAGGGCAGGUUCCACAUGUAUGAAGGGUACCCACUCUGGAAGGUGACAUUCCCAGUAAGGGUAUUCCGGCUUUUGGGUGUGGAUACCUUGGUGGUCACCAAUGCAGCUGGAGGGCUUAAUCCCAAGUUCGAGGUUGGAGAUAUCAUGUUGAUCCGUGAUCACAUCAACUUCCCUGGCUUCUGUGGUCAGAACCCUCUUCAGGGGCCCAAUGAUGAAAGGUUUGGAGUCCGUUUCCCUGCCAUGUCUGAUGCUUAUGACCGGAAUAUGAGGCAGAAGGCCUUCAGUGCCUGGAAACAGAUGGGGGAGCAGCGAGAGCUACAGGAAGGCACCUAUGUGAUGUUGGCGGGCCCCAGCUUUGAGACAAUAGCGGAGUGUCGUCUGCUGCAGAGGCUGGGGGCGGAUGCUGUUGGCAUGAGCACAGUGCCAGAAGUUAUAGUUGCACGGCACUGUGGUCUUCGAGUGUUUGGCUUCUCACUCAUCACUAACAAGGUCAUCCUGGAUUAUGAAAACAUGGGGAAGGCCAAUCAUGAGGAAGUGCUAGAGGCUGGGAAGCAAGCUGCACAGAAAUUGGAACAGUUUGUCUCCAUUCUCAUAGCCAGCAUUCCGUUCCCUGACAAAACCAGCUGACCAUUGCUCGAGUGGUCCGGUGCUCCCCUGAUGGCAUCCAAAUAGCUUCUAGCUACUUUGGCCUCUUGCUGGGUGCCUGUGCCUCUGUCCUUAGGAAGUCACAAAAAGGAAAGAGGAAGCCGCUAACCUCCACCUUCCCCACUUCCCCUCACUAGACAUUCCAGUACCAAGUCCUCUUGCUCAGUUGCCUUCUCAAAGCAGCUUGUUUGAACCUCUAUUCUUCUGUGAGUGCUGGAGCCUAUGCCCUAGCUGGGGGUCUGCCCCAUAAUUUGAUAUAUGCCCUUGAACUUUGGGAGGUGAUGCCCUCAUGGUCUUGGGGACUCAGUUCUGAUUCACUUGGCGACCAAACAAAAACCAGCACCAUACCUCUUGGACUUUAACACCAUCAUAUUUUGAGAAUAAAGAGAUGAAAUAAUUUGUUCAUUUUUGGAGUACAAUUUGGGAUGAGGCUGGGCAUACACCUAGACUGGCAUGAAAAGCCCUGAGACCAUGUGCUUUGUGUGACUGCUUUGCAGACAAGUAGCCGAGGACUGAGAUGAGGAGGUCUGUGAGCAGCAGAGGAUGAAGAAAAGGCAAAAUGAUGAACAAUGUUACAAGAUGAGGAAGGGCAACUUCUGGUCCUUGUGACCACUUCUGCCUCUCAGUCCAGUCUUGCCUCUGUCACUUGCCUUCUGAUGAUUUCACUCCCUGAUACUCUCAUGAACAUCUGAAUUUUACUGACCUCAGUUUCUGCUCGUGAGUCGCCACUUAUUAAGACCCUAGUUAGUUUUUUCCUUGCAUUUCUUCCUUCCUCCUCUCUAAUUCUGAGUCAUACUCUCCUCCAUUCCAUCCUGACAAUGCAGAGGCAAGUACCCUUUUGUCUGCUGCCAGCCACCCCGCUGCUGGCUAGCUCCCUCCUGCCAACCCGAGCAACCCAGUGGAGUUGUUCGUAAUCAAUUUCUCUUUAAGCAGUUCCUAUCCUGCCACUUUCUGGGCUCCAGUCUCACUUUUGCUUGAUCAGAACCUCCCUGUGACACUGCAUUCAGACAUUGCUUUUUGUUGGCUCAUUAUACUGUCUUUGCUUAUCAACUUGCAUUCAGCUUGCCGCACUGCUCUCCUAUGCCUAUGUGCUUUUUAAGAAAAGGCAGUGCUGGAUGAACCUCUUAUGAUGAUGAUAUCUCAGUUGUCAGUGGUAUAAUAUGGAAGAGAUAUUUUGAUGACAGGAAGCUUUUGAGAACUCUUUCAAAUUAUCCUUUGUUUGG